Molecule: messenger RNA, 2745 nt
Organism: Corylus avellana
Lineage: Eukaryota; Viridiplantae; Streptophyta; Magnoliopsida; Fagales; Betulaceae
Source: RefSeq, a predicted model, not a curated record
GCCGCGAAACAGACUACCCUAACCAUGGUUCCAAAUCUCCCGAGUCUCUCUCACACUUUUGACGUCCAAAGAGCAGUGGAUCAUUCUAGACAGGAAACCAGGUACCUCGACGCCACAUCCAAAUAUAUUCUUAUUCAUUUUGAGAUUGUUUUCCAGCUUAAGCUCGAUUUGUCCCUCUUAAUUUUCUUUCACUUUCUCGGGAAGUCUACUGCUUAGAUUUUUUUUCUUUUCCCUGAAGAGAAAGUUCUUCGGUUAGACCUCUCUGCAGAGGUCUAUUGGGGCCUUCUUGAUGGCAUUGUUUGCAUUAAGAUGUGCCCUAUUUUUGAUUCCUUCUUCUGGGUUCUAGACUUCUAGUAAUCAGUUAGAAAGUUUAGGGUUUGUAGUUAUGCGCUUUUUGGUUGCUGAGAAAAGGUGCGAAUAGAAAAAAAACAGCUUUGGAUUUAGAGUUUUUUUUUUUUUUUUUUUCGUUUAUCUGGGAAUAGGGCAGAAAUAUCCACUCGAUUUUGUGUCUUAAAUACUCUUUGGAGGGGAGGCUUUCAUUUUCUUCAAUUUUAUUGUUUUUGAGCGAGAUAAAGUAUUGAAUUCAGAGAGGCUAUUAUUGAGAUUUUCCUUGGUUUUCUGAGUAACCAAAAGGGGCGUUAAUGUUCUUGUAAUGGCACUUUCGUUUUUCUGGAACCUCCAAAACCGAUGGCCUUUUUCGAUGCUGAAAUAUGAUGACCUGAAAGUGUCAGAUGAAUUGGUCCGCAAACUUUCACUACCCAAACACACAAAACAAUUUGUUUACGCGGUUCGUGAGCCCGAAACUCAGUCCGUGAUUUACAUCCUCGCUGCUCAGAAUUUAUCCGAGCGAUCAGCUUUAGAUGCUGAGUAUCUUAUUAGGGAGGUUAGACCUGAUGCCGUUGUGGCUCAGGUGGGUCGUUUGCCACUGACUGAAAUUCAAUCGGAAGAGCAUGAAUUGAGAAUUGGUAUUCGUGAUCCAGUUCCCACUUCGUCGUUUGGAGUGCUUAAGCGUUGUUUUAUUGAUAAGUUUAAUAAGGAGAAGUAUGAGAAUGUUGCUGGCAACUUGGUUUUGCAAGAGAUAUUUGGGAUUGGUUUUCAUGGACAUUUUCUGGCUGCCAAGAGGGCGGCUGAGGAGUCUGGAUCAUCAUUCUUGUUGCUCGAAUCACCCUUUUUGAAAUGUUCUGGUGGGGAAGAUACCUCGGGUAAACUUGAUGCAGGGAACAAGUUUCAAGGUCUAGUUAGUAGUUUGGUUCCUCAGAAAGCGGGUUCUGUUGUUCUUCUGGCUUCGAAGAGAUUUUCCCUUACCAGUGAUGUUCAGACACAGAUGGUGAAGUCGUUAUCAACAUAUAUGAAUCUAUCAAUAUCAAUGUAUAGUCACUCGAGUUCUGUAAUGAAGGUAGGGUCAAAGGAAAUUCAAACUAGAUGCAGUUAUGAAGCACCACCAUUUGCUCAGUCCAUUUAUCCGUUACUUGAGGAUCUACAUUAUAUAUUUUUUGACCUCCCAUCGCUCAGGAGUGCUCUAGCUCAUGCACAGAAGAUGCUUCUUGAUGUUAACAGAGGUGAAAUUGUGGAAACCCGCAUCAUAUCCGAGGUCCACACCUUUCGAAUUGCAGUUGAGGGGCUGAGAAUCGCUUUAAACAAUGCUGGUCGGCUACACAUCAACAAAAUAGGGAAUAAUCCCAAGUCAGCUAAGAUGGAGUUUUCGGAGCUUCCAGAUGAGGACAAGUCACAUGUGCUCCUUGCACAAGCCCUUCAAAGCCAGACUAAGAAGUUCAAGACUAUAGUGGCAGUAGUGGAUGCUAGUGGCUUAGCAGGUCUUAGGAAACACUGGAACACUCCUGUUCCUCCAGAGAUCAAGGGUUUGGUUGAACAGCUUGUUAUGAAUUGUGAAGGUGAUGCAGAACUUUCAAAUCAUACUGACAGGAAAAGAUUAUUGACUGGUAAACCUGUGGUGGCAGUUGGGGCGGGGGCAACGGCAGUUUUUGGAGCUUCGUAUCUCUCUAAAGUUGUUCCUGCAUCAACUGUCAUGAAAGUUGUAACAUUCAAAAUUCCUGCUUCGCUUAAACUCGUUCUGACCCAAACUCAGAAGGUAAUGGAACUAGCCCUUGGCAAGACUCUUGCCUCAUCAAAAGUUGUAGCUCCAGGUAUUGCAAGUCAUGGGGCCAAAACAACAUCUAUCAUGAAGGCAACUGCUUCUGCUGAGAAGAUCCGGGCAGUAGCCCACAGUGUUAUAGCCUCUGCUGAGAAGACCAGCUUUUCAGCCAUGAGAGCAGCAUUCUAUGAAAUAAUGAGGAAACGACGGGUGCGGCCAAUUGGUUUCUUACCAUGGGCAACAUUUGGGUGUAGUGUUGCAGCUUGCUCAGGCUUGCUUGUGUGUGGAGAUAGGAUUGAAUGUGCUGCUGAAUCUUUACCUGCAGCUCCUUCCAUUGCCAGUUUGGGACGUGGUAUUCAAAGUUUACACCGGGCAUCUCAAUUAGUGAUCCAGACAGAUGGCACCAGAAUACAGAAAUCUAUAGAAUCCCUUAUGUACGGAUUGAAGAAAGUAAAGGUUCAAUAGUCAAUAGAGUAAGAACAUGAUUCUCCUCUUGUUUGGAUACUAGUUUUUCCUCAUCAAAAUGUGAUUAAGGCCUAAAUUAUAUAGUUCAGGGAAAUAUUUGUACAUAUAGAAUCUGCCGUAGCCGUAGGAGUUGUUUGUAUUGGGUGUUCCUUUUUGUUUAUGUAUCACACGAUGGCUUUUCUGGGAUA